AUGAGAAAGAAGGGGGGAAGACGACGUCCUGAUAGUUCAUUCCUCCCUUUUAAGCAGAUGCUUCAUGAUUGUGGGAUGCUAGAGUUUCCUUUCACGGGGGACAUGCUCUCUUGGGUGGGGAAGCGAGCAGGCGGAUCAACUGUUCGAUGUCGCUUAGACAGAGCAGUAGGAAAUGCAGAUUGGCAUGAAAAGUUUCCCCAUUCGGCGGUGAAGUAUAUGCGGUUAUGGGGAUCGGAUCAUCGUCCGAUUCUGGCAGACAUUCUUAUAAAGCCGAUGAGAAGAUCAAAAAAGUUCAAGUUUGACAAAAGAUGGUUGGAUAAUGAGGAGCUAAGACAAGUUAUCCUUGAGGGAUGGAAAUCUCCUGAUCUUCCUCCCAAUGCAACGAUUAUGGAACAUAUUUCCAGUUGUAGAAAAGCUUUGAGUGAGUGGCGGAAGCAACAUAAUGUCAACUCGGCGAAAUUAGUGGAGGACCUUAAGGAAAAAGUGGAGGGUUUAUAUGCAGAUAAUAAUGCCCUAACUGAAGAAAUUGCAGCAGCUUUGAAGGAACUCUCUGAUGCUCUUAAAGCUGAAGAAAUGUUCUGGAAACAGAAAAGUCGGGUGUUCUGGCUGAGAGAAAGAGAUAGAAACACAAAAUUCUUUCAUGCCUUGACAAAGCAAAGAAGGGCAAGAAAUAAGAUCACACAGCUCUUAGAUGAGAAUGGGAAUAUUGUUGAGGAUGAAGAAGGACUAGUUGCCAUUGCUACUAGUUACUUUAGACAUAUUUUUGAAUCAUCAAAUCCAGAGGACAUUGAAGAGGCGCUAGCUCAAGUUCCUUCCACGAUCACUGGUGCAAUGAAUGACAAUCUUAUCGCCCCGGUCACUGAAUGGGAGGUCAAAUUAGCGCUUUUUGCUAUGCAUCCAGAAAAGGCCCCUGGGCCAGAUGGGAUGACUGCGCUUUUCUAUCAAAAAUUUUGGGAUAUAGUAAAGGAGGAUUUAACUCUUAUGGUUAAUCAAUUCCUCUUUGAGGGAACAAUGGCGAGUGGACUGAAUGAUACAAAUAUAUGCCUCAUCCCGAAGAUACAAAAGCCUAAUGCGAUGGCUCAGUUCAGACCCAUUAGUUUGUGUAACGUCAGCUACAAGAUAAUCUCUAAGGUCUUAUGUCAGAGAUUAAAGAAAGUGUUACCAGGCCUGAUAUCGGAAACCCAGUCAGCCUUUGUUGCUGGGAGACAGAUCUCAGACAAUAUUAUGAUCGCACAAGAGAUGUUCCACGCUCUGAGGACUAAACCAAGUGGGCGCAAUAAGAGGAUGGCCAUUAAAACUGACAUGAGCAAAGCAUAUGAUAGGAUGGAAUGGUCUUUUAUUGAAGCUGUCAUGCGCAAGAUGGGCUUCUCAGAAAUUUGGAUCGCAUGGAUAAUGAGAUGCAUUUCGUCGGUGAAAUAUAAGCGGAUUACUGCAACAAGUAAACAAGAGAUUAAAGAUGUGUUGGGAAUUCAAAAUGAAGGUGGAAUGGGUACGUAUCUAGGGAUCCCGGAAGACAUCAGUGGCUCUAAGUGCAAACUUUUUGCGUUUCUGAAGGAUAAGCUGAUGCAUAGAGUGAACGUAUGGACAUGUAGAUGGCUCUCAAAAGGAGGAAAAGAAGUGUUGAUUAAAUCUAUUCUCCUAGCUCUUCCGACAUACGUAAUGUCUACUUUCCUGCUCCCUUUGGAGAUAUGUGAAAACCUUGCAAGUGCCAUUGCUAAAUUCUGGUGGAGUUCAAACCCACCAAAAAGAGGGAUCCACUGGGCGAAAUGGGAAAAAGUCUGUUUACCAAGGGAAGAGGGUGGGAUGGGAUUUCGUAUGAUCCAUGAGUUCAACUUGGCUUUAUUGGCAAAACAAUUAUGGAGACUAGUUCAAUUCCCAGACUCAUUGGUGGCCAGGGUUUUAAGGGGAAGAUACUACAAGAUGAGCUCACCUCUCAGAGUAAUCUCUGCUAGUAACCCAUCAUACGUGUGGUCUAGCAUUAGUGCUGCGCGAAAGUUGCUUCUAACGGGAAUCAGACAGAAGAUACAUUCAGGCUAUGAAGUCAAGGUAUGGGAAGAUCCAUGGAUUCCAACGAUCCCAGUAAGACCAGCUCUCCCUAUAGCACCGGUACUGCAUCCUAACAUGAGAGUUAGUGAUUUCAUUGACCCGGAAACGAAAGAGUGGGAUGUUGGUCUUUUGGAGAGUUAUGUCAAUCCAGAGGACAUAACACUUAUAAGGAGUUUGGCCACAAGCUCAGCACAUCGUCGUGAUACAUUCUGCUGGAAUUACACAAGGAAUGGCCAAUACACGGUUAAAUCUGGAUAUUGGGUGGCUCAGAAUGUGUUAAUGACAGAGGGGGAAAAGGAAGUCCUAGAACCGAGUAUCACAAAGCUUCAAGCCUUUGCUUGGAAGAUAAAAGCACCUUCGAAGAUAUGUCAUCUUAUAUGGCAGCUAUUAACUGGUUAUGUGGCGGUAACGAGGAAUUUAGCAAGACGUAAUAUGAGAUGUGAUAACUACUGCCCAAGAUGUGGAGAGCUAGAAGAAUCUGUAACACAUGCUAUUUUCGAGUGUCCGCCAGCUCUACAAGUAUGGUCCUUAUCAGCGACUCCGUCUAGCCCAGGUCUAUUUCCAGUACCAAGUAUUUACGCAAAUAUGGAUUAUCUAUUUUGGAGGAAAAACAGCAUUAUCGAGCCGGAGCAGGACAUGGAUCCUUAUCCCUGGAUAAUUUGGUACAUUUGGAAGGCUAGGAACGAUAAACUUUUCAGGGGAAUAGACAGAGAUUCUUUGGAACUGGUUCGACAUGCAGAGACUUCUGCUCAGUAUAGUGGAUGUGGAUGGGUCUGGUUGGACAGUGGAGGAAACACUCAAUUGUUGGGGACAAGAAAUUUCGAUCGACGGGAAUCAGCUCUGCAUUCGGAAGUCGAAGCACUGCGGUGGGCAAUGGAGAACAUGCUUCAACACUCAACUUGCCAGAAUUUUGGGACAGAUUGUAAAGAGCUGAUAGCAAUGAUAAAGGAUCCUCAUGCCUGGCCUAGCUUUGCGACAGAGUUGGAAAGGAUAGAGACGCUGCUGAUUUGCUUUCCGGACUUCGACAUCAUUUAUGUUCCACGAGUGCGCAAUCAGUUUUCAGAUUUUUUAGCUAGGACUGCUAGAUCCUUCCAUAGGAAGUUACAUUUUAUUGGUCUUUCUGUUCCGGUCUGGUUAUCCAGUCCACCUCAAGUUUGA
Messenger RNA from Brassica napus (rape), 3204 nucleotides. RefSeq lists its product as uncharacterized. The coding region runs from base 1 to 3204 and encodes 1067 amino acids. Gene Ontology annotation, molecular function: RNA-DNA hybrid ribonuclease activity; nucleic acid binding. Lineage: Eukaryota; Viridiplantae; Streptophyta; Magnoliopsida; Brassicales; Brassicaceae. The transcript has 3 exons. The record is from RefSeq and is a predicted model, not a curated record.